AAAUGUGACAUAGCCAACGGAAAUCAUCUUCUAGAAGGGGAAGGAGAAGAUUUUGUCGACGCUUUUUUGAUUCAGAUGAAGAAAGAUCAGGAAAGAAAUGCAUCAACAAGUUUCGAGAUUGAAAUGCUAGCCAUGUCGCUGCUUGAUCUGUGGGUUGCCGGUCAAGAAACCACCAAUACAACAUUGAAUUGGGCUUUCGUCUUUUUGCUUCUCAAUCCCCAGGUGACAGCGCGAGUGGAGGAAGAACUCAUUACUCUUACGAAAGGGCGACGUUCACUCUCAAUCGCCGACAGACCAAACACUCCAUACUACAACGCCACAUUGACUGAAAUUCAUAGAUGCGCUCUACUGCUUCCAAUGAAUCUCUGGAGAAGCACAUCAGAGGACACUGUCGUCGGGUCUUAUGUGAUCCCUAAAGGAACUACUAUCACAACUCGAAUUUCCCUCAUUAUGACUGAUGAGAAAGACUUCACAAAUCAACAGGAGUUCAAUCCCGAUCGUUAUCUGAAUGGUGACAAGCUCGAAAAAAAGGUGGUCUCAUUUGGUUUGGGCAAAAGAUCAUGCCUGGGAGAAUCUCUUGCUCAAGCGGAAUUAUAUCUCAUCAUCGCCAACAUACUACUUCGCUACAAAAUCACAGCAGAUCCUCUACAUAUGCCAAGUAUGGAGCCAAUCAAUGACUUUACAACUUUGCGGAAACCAUGUCCUUAUCAUAUUCAGUUCGAACGCCGUUAG
Haemonchus placei is the source of this 732-nucleotide messenger RNA. Lineage: Eukaryota; Metazoa; Nematoda; Chromadorea; Rhabditida; Trichostrongylidae. The record is from the annotation of a GenBank genome assembly.